Messenger RNA from Helicoverpa zea (corn earworm), 1091 nucleotides. Its product is annotated as regucalcin-like. The transcript has 5 exons. The record is from RefSeq and is a predicted model, not a curated record. Gene Ontology annotation, molecular function: gluconolactonase activity; calcium ion binding. Lineage: Eukaryota; Metazoa; Arthropoda; Insecta; Lepidoptera; Noctuidae. Gene Ontology annotation, biological process: L-ascorbic acid biosynthetic process. Bases 172 to 1032 code for a protein of 286 amino acids.
UCAUAUCUCAUUUUAGAAAAAUGUAGGUACUAACUUGUUGAAGUUAUUUAAGAUUGUCAUUAUACCCUCACGCAGGUGAAAUACUUACAAUCGAAGAAUUAUAAAACAUUCGAGUACACGAACAUAACGUUUACUCACGCCGAGAGCCCCGUGUGGGAUCCUGAUAGCAGCAUGCUGUACUGGGUCGACGUGAUCAACCAAGAUGUUCACGCCUUGCACUAUUACACGAAGAAGCAUAAAGUUAAACAUAUUAAUUAUGGUGAAGUUAACAUAGUAAUUCCAAUACAAAACAGCAGUCGGCUCCUACUAGGUGUCAGAAAUGAGUUAUUUCUAAUGGACUGGAAUAAGCCAGGGGACACUGCCCUAAGGUUCCUGGCAGCUUUCGACUUGGGCUCGCCCGAUAACAUUCUCAAUGAAGGAAAGGCGGAUGCAUUGGGACGAUUUUGGGGAGGUACAAAAGGUCGUCAGAAAGGCAAUGUGGUGAUGCACGACGAGGGAGCACUAUAUAGCAUCAUAGCACCGGACUUUACGCCUAAAGUCCAGUUGAAACCGGUGUCCAUCUCCAACGGGCUCGUGUGGUCACUCAAUAACACUAUUAUGUACUACAUAGAUUCGCUGUCCAGGAAGAUUGAAGCCUUCGACUUUGAUUUAGUUAAAGGACGGAUAAGUAAACGUCGCACUAUCUUGGAAAUAGAUGAUUAUUGGGAUGAACAAGUUAUAGCGGACGGAAUGACCAUAGACAAGGAUGGAUUUUUAUGGAUAGCUUUGAUGUUUCACGGUUGUAUAGCCCGUAUCGAUCCAGACAAGAAAGAAAUAGUGGAACGAUACAAGUUACCAGUGACCCUCACCACUUCCCUGACUUGGGGAGGUCCAAACUUCGGCGAUCUCAUUGUAACCACAUCCCGAAGGAAUUUGGAGCCUGACAAGCUGAAGGAUCAACCGUUAGCUGGUGCAGUCUUUGUGUUACAUCAUAUGGGGACUUCGGGGGUACCAAAUCAUAAAUUCGUUUUUAAUAAUGCUGAUGAAUAUUGAAUACUGAGUGGUUCGUGAAGGUUGGCUGGUAUUGGCAAUGAAGCAUUUUGAGGAAGUGU